AUGUCUACCUCAAAGCCAAAGAGCGGAUCCAAAGCCAAGUCAGGGUCUAAGAGCGCCGAUAAGGGUUUGGGCGCACAGAUUGAGCACGUGUUGGGCGAACCCAACGAUCUCUUCAAACUGAUGUUUGUGGUCAACGAUUGUCUCAAAGACAUCAACCAAUGGCCGCACGAGACGGACGCCAAACAUGUGGUGAUCACAAAAGUGACGGAAAUGUUUGAUUACAUCGGAGAGAAGGCCAUCGACUUGUGCUUUGAAAUCGCCGUCAAUUACGGAUUCAUUUACCCCAAGAAAGACGAGACCACCGGCAGAAUCAGAUAUGUCUCGCGACGGCGCGAAGAAUUGGAUUUGAGUCACGACUGGUUUUGCUUCGACUGCGAUAUUCUUGUGGACAAACGGAGCCAACNUGUCGCCGAAGACUGCGAAAAAUACAACUGUUUGUAUUGCAAACGUGUUAACGAAUGGGAGACCGACGGACACGUGAUGACACCCAUCGGGUCCCAAGUGGUGGACCAAAACAAAGUGAACAAAUUGAUUGGUUUUCUGCUCGACUUUCUCGACACCAAAUUGAAGGACAAAUUAAAGAAUCUGACCAUUAAUAUGGAUAAAAACAAUUCGGCUUUCAUUUACAAAACAAUGGAUUUGUCGCUAAUGAGAGAAUCGGUCAAAAGAAAUGAAUACAAAAGUGUGGCUAAGUUUGAGGACGACUUCUUCGUAUAUAUGCAUAAUUUACACAUUAAUGCAACAAAUUUCUCGCAAAUAUACAGCAAUUUCGCUGAUUUAAGAUUUUUAUUGGUCAACGAAGUCGAGGAAUUGCGCCGAUGUUAUCAUUGCUAUGAGAUGUUUAACGAUAAGGUUUUUCAGGCGUACGACAAGAACUGGUUCUGUCGGCCCUGCGAUCCGCCGCAUGAGCUCGUGUUCGUCAAACUCAAGUCGUUUCCCAUAUAUCCGGCAAAAGUGAUCGAAAAGACCGGCAAUAAAGUGUUUGUCCGUUACUUUGACGCCCACUUAACCAAAAUGGAGGUCAAACCGAAGGAUAUCCUCAGUAUUAAUGAUUCCGAUAUUAGAAGUUCUGUCGAGAGUAACAAGAAUUUAGUCAAAUCGAUGCAAAUGUUGCGAAAACACGAGGAAUUGUUGGCAAAAAUGAAUCUACCGGCGACUGCAGCGGUCGAAGACAUCACUGAUACGACUGACAUGUCAUUUGACGAAACCAUUGAAACGGUUGUGAGGAAAGGCCGAAGAGGUCGUAAGCCUAAACCCAAGAGCAUUCUGGAGACGCCGUCGACAUCGAGUGAUAAGAUGGUCGACAGUAUUAACAAAGAAGCGGUUGAUUCACGAGAUAUCGCUAUUAUAAGCGAUAAUAUCUCUCAAAUGACAACUCCUUCUAAGACUACUGACGAGAAGCCAGAGGUCGAGAUGCCGUCGGAUGCCAAAGACAAACGUCGUUCGGGACGACUAAUGGCUAUAAACCAAAACAAAGACAUCGGCAGCCCUUCAGUAGACAAACCCGACGUCAAUCAUGUGAUCCAAGAAAUUGAUUUGAUUGACGAAGAAAUGGAUACUAGUUUUGGUGCACCAGAUGUCAGCCAAACGUGCGAUAAUACAACGGAUGCCUCACAACAACAGUCACAACACUCUCAAAGUUCACAACCAGUUGUUGUCAACAAUAAUACUGAUCUGCAAUCAACUGAUCCCAAAGUGCCGAUGAAUAGUCCCGAGAAGGCGGACACCAAUUAUCGGCCGCCGAUUCACAAUCAGAUAUCACCACAAAAUUUGAAUUCAAUGACUACUGAAAUGCAUUCAAAGCGUUGCAAAACAGAUGCCAAACAGUCGGCCAAUUAUUUUGGCGAAGACUUUGAGGACUAUUCACAUAGUUUUCAGACAAAGUUUAACGAAUUGAUGGCAAUUAAAGAGCCGGAGAUCUCAAUGAAUCUCUGGUCUCAUGUCUGCCGAGUUCUUCACCUGCUUUGGUUUCCGUUCUUGACCAGUGUGGUUUGCAAAGAGUUGGCAAAGUUUUACUGUUGUCUCAGAUAUUAUUGCGGCGAUGAGUGCCAGAAGAAGGACUGGUUGUCCGAGUUGGCAAAGUUUUACUGUUGUCUCAGAUAUUAUUGCGGCGAUGAGUGCCAGAAGAAGGACUGGUUGUCCGGUCAUCACAAGCAAUGUCUUCUCAUAUCUCCCAAUUAA
Molecule: messenger RNA, 2181 nt
Organism: Medioppia subpectinata
Lineage: Eukaryota; Metazoa; Arthropoda; Arachnida; Sarcoptiformes; Oppiidae
Source: the annotation of a GenBank genome assembly